AUGUGUGAUGGGCUCUGGUCAAUUCCAAAGCACUAUCAAUAUCUCUUGGCUUUGGCAUUUGCUAUCAAAGAGAUCAAUGGCAAUCCCAACCUCUUACCCAACCUUACUCUGGAACCCCCAACCGAAUACAGAGAACGUUGCACAGGGGAGGAGAAACUGGAGAGCAUCCCUGGAAUUUUCUUUGAAACGGACAUGUUUGAUCACAGCUAUAACGUCUACAAUGCUGCCUAUGCCGUAGCACAUGCUUUGCACACCAUGUACAUGUCCAGAUCCAAAUACAAAAGGCUAGAAGAAGGUGAGAAGCAGGAAAUUCACAGCGUUCAGCCCUGGCAGCUCCAUCGCUUCCUCAGAAGUAUAUCAUUCAACAACACAGCUGGAGACAUUGUACAUUUUGAUGAAAAUGGAGCAUUACUCACAAGUUUUGAUGUAACAAACUGGGUCACUUUCUUAAAUGGCUCUUUUGUAAGAGUAAAAGUUGGAAGACUGGACCCUCGGGCACCUCAAGGCCAAGAAUUAAUCCUUAAUGAUGAUCAGAUCGUAUGGCAUAGAAGCUUUAAUCAGGUACUGCCCCUUUCUGUGUGCAAUGACCACUGCCAGCCAGGCUACAUCAAGCAACAGAAAGAAGGAGAGAAAUUUUGCUGCUACAAUUGUUUUUCAUGCUCAGAAGGAAUGAUAUCUAACUAUGAAGAUAUGGAUUCCUGUGUAAACUGCCCAGAAGAGCUACAUGCCAACGUAGAUCACAAUAAGUGCAUUCGCAAGAUUCUAAACUACCUUUCUCACAAAGAACCUUUAGGGAUUGUCCUAGCUCUCCUGGCCACUUCUUUCUUUCUAAUCACAGUUAUUGUUUUUACAAUCUUUGUGCAAUACCAGGACACUCCGAUAGUCAAAGCGAACAACCGGAGCCUCACCUACAUUCUCCUCGUCUCCCUCCAGCUUUGCUUCCUUUGCUCCUUGCUUUUCAUUGGGCAGCCUGGAAAAGUGACCUGCGUUCUCCGACAAACCGCUUUUGGCGUUAUCUUCUGUGUAGCCAUUUCUAGUGUGUUGGCAAAAACCAUCACUGUGGUUCUGGCCUUUAUGGCUACCAAGCCAGGAUCCAGCAUGAGGAAAUGGGUAGACAAAAGAAUAGCAAAUGCAUUUAUAGUUUUCUGUACUUUUAUUCAGGCAAGUAUUUGUAGUGUUUGGUUAAGCACUUCCCCACCAUUCCCAGAAAGAGACAUGCAUUCGCUGAAUGGGAAGAUUAUACUCAAAUGCAAUGAGGGCUCAGCUACCAUGUUUUAUUGUGUCCUGGGCUAUAUGGGUUUUCUGGCCACCAUCAGCUUCACGGUGGCUUUUCUUGCCAGGAAGUUGCCUGACAGUUUCAAUGAAACCAAAUUUAUAACUUUCAGCAUGUUAGUCUUUUGCAGUGUAUGGUUGUCCUUUGUGCCAGCUUACUUGAGCACCAAAGGUAAAGCCAUGGUAGCCAUGGAGAUCUUCUCCAUUCUCGCCUCCAGUGCUGGUUUACUGGGGUGCAUUUUUUGCCCUAAAUGCUAUAUCAUUAUUCUAAAGCCUGAGCUAAACAUCUGUCUCGAGCCAGGUGACCUUGUAAUUGGCGGGAUUGCCUCACACAUCUUCUUCUAUCAUGAAACUCCCUCUUUCAGUGAGCAGCCCACACAAUGGUGGACAGAUGAACCCACGUAA
Messenger RNA from Sphaerodactylus townsendi, 1677 nucleotides. RefSeq names its product vomeronasal type-2 receptor 26-like. NCBI's taxonomy places the organism in Eukaryota, Metazoa, Chordata, Lepidosauria, Squamata, Sphaerodactylidae. The transcript has 8 exons. Gene Ontology annotation, biological process: G protein-coupled receptor signaling pathway. The coding region runs from base 1 to 1677 and encodes 558 amino acids. Gene Ontology annotation, molecular function: G protein-coupled receptor activity. The record is from RefSeq and is a predicted model, not a curated record. Gene Ontology annotation, cellular component: membrane.